UAGCUUGACUCUGCCCGCGUCCCUUCAUAAUCAUCUCGCCCCCGCCCGUCGGGUUUCUUUUAUGCCCCCUCUAAGAUGGAGGCCUUAGGGGGCUACCCCGUCAAGUCCUCCGCGCCCAAAGUGAAGAGGUUGACCGUCCUGUUGAGCAUGACUGUCGGCGUGGGCUGUUUAUUCCUGCUCCAGACACAGCUGCUGAAGCCCCAAAAACCAGUGGACUUUUACUCUUUUGAGGUGAAAGACGCGAAAGGGAAGACGGUCUCUCUGGAGAAGUACCGAGGAAAAGCUUCCCUUGUUGUCAACGUGGCGAGCCACAGCGAACAGACUGAGGCAGCUUACGGGUCGCUCCAGGAGCUCCACAGAGAGCUGGGAACGUCCCACUUCAACGUCCUGGCCUUUCCCUGCGGACAGUUCGGUGACACCGAGCCCGGAACCAGCAGUUACAUCGAAGCGUUCGCCAAGUCUACCUACGGCGUCACCUUCCCAUUCUUUGGUAAGAUCAGAAUAAUGGGCUCCGAGACCGAACCAGCCUUCAAAUUCCUCACAGAUUCCGUGCAGAAAAUUCCCAAGUGGAACUUUUGGAAGUUUCUAGUGAAUCCCGAGGGCAAAGUGGUGCGCUUCUGGCGAGCAGACGAGCCCAUGGAAAGUGUACGCCAAGAGGUGGCGGCGCUGGUGCGGGAGAUCAUCGUAAAAAAGCGUGCGGAGCUAUGACGGUGUUUAUUCAGAGUUACUGAUGGGACACGCAGCCUAAUCCUGUCCUGUGCCAUGACGACCAGGAUCAGCAGGACUGAACUGUUAGGCUACAUUGAGCGUGGUUGGACCAUGACUCCAAACAGUGGAAUGAUCAAACAUUCAUUUUUACAUCAUAGCAGCAAUGUGUGGCUAGUAACAAUGUAUUUGUGUGUGUACGUGUGUAUGGCUAUUGGAUUUGAUGAAAAAAAAUAUGAAUUUUCUUAGACCACUGAUGGAUGUUUAGCCACUGAAGUGUUACAUUUACUGAUGCCCCAAGCUCUUCUUUGAAACAUCUCAACGAUUUUUUUGUUUUUUAAUUAAAAUGUAUUUCUACAUCAA
Molecule: messenger RNA, 1068 nt
Organism: Hippocampus zosterae (dwarf seahorse)
Lineage: Eukaryota; Metazoa; Chordata; Actinopteri; Syngnathiformes; Syngnathidae
Gene: gpx8
Product: glutathione peroxidase 8 (putative)
Exons: 3
Coding region: 76-708 (210 amino acids)
Biological process (GO): response to oxidative stress
Molecular function (GO): glutathione peroxidase activity
Source: RefSeq, a predicted model, not a curated record